AUGGAGAGAAUAACGCAGAACCCGACCGAGCUGCUGAGACUGGUGAACAUGGCCGUAGGCGGACUCAUGAUCGCCGGCGGUGUUGGAUCACUCAUCAACCAUUCAUUCUCGAGCAUCAUCAUCGGCGUCUACGAGCUUCUAUUCGGAGUGGUCACAAUCGGCCUGGAGAUCCAGGUUCCUACAGAAGAACAAAAGGCGCUGGUGCACAAGUAUGCGAGCUUCAUACAUUCCUUCGUGGGAAGAGGGGUCUACUACCUGCUGCUUGGCGUGCUCAUGCUGAACUACUAUACCAUCCUAUACAUCUGCGGAUCUAUUCUUGGACUCGUAGGACUGGUGUAUAUCGGACUUCACUUUGUCCCGAUUGUGGAACCACCAUCGACUAUGCAGGCGCCUACAACGGACAUUGAGGCUCAGCCGGUCUGGCAGGGACCGACUGAGUAG
Dioszegia hungarica is the source of this 441-nucleotide messenger RNA. RefSeq names its product Golgi apparatus membrane protein TVP15. Gene Ontology annotation, cellular component: Golgi membrane. The transcript is spliced from 7 exons. The record is from RefSeq and is a predicted model, not a curated record. The coding region runs from base 1 to 441 and encodes 146 amino acids. Lineage: Eukaryota; Fungi; Basidiomycota; Tremellomycetes; Tremellales; Bulleribasidiaceae. Gene Ontology annotation, biological process: vesicle-mediated transport.